Messenger RNA from Penicillium cataractarum, 1548 nucleotides. RefSeq names its product Aldehyde dehydrogenase NAD(P)-dependent. The transcript is spliced from 3 exons. Gene Ontology annotation, biological process: aldehyde metabolic process. Gene Ontology annotation, cellular component: cytoplasm. The record is from RefSeq and is a predicted model, not a curated record. Gene Ontology annotation, molecular function: aldehyde dehydrogenase (NAD+) activity. Lineage: Eukaryota; Fungi; Ascomycota; Eurotiomycetes; Eurotiales; Aspergillaceae. Bases 1 to 1548 code for a protein of 515 amino acids.
AUGGUGUUCAGCACGGUGGACGAAUUUGACCAGGCCUAUCACGAUGUACACGUUGCGUUCCGAUCCGGUGUCACCAAAAACAAAGAAUGGCGGCGUCAGCAGCUCAAGCGUACUUGGUGGAUGAUUGAGGAAAAUAAGGAUCGCAUCUGCGCCGCCCUCUACACCGAUCUCCACCGACACACCUACGAAACAGGUCUGAGCGACAUUGCAAUGCUGCAGAAUGACACCCUACGCACACUUGAGAAGCUGGAUGAAUGGACCAAGGAUGAGAAGCCCACCCGAUGGGAUAUGGUGAACUUUAUGGGCGGCACACGAGUGCGCAAGGAGCCCAAGGGCGUUGCCCUCAUCAUCGGCGCCUGGAACUUUCCCAUCCUCCUCUUGCUUCAACCAAUGGUUGCCGCGAUUGCAGCGGGCUGCGCGAUAAUUCUGAAGCCAUCCGAUAUGGCGCCCGCAGCACAAGAUCUCCUGAUGGAGAUCAUCCCACAGUAUCUGGACCGCAGUGCUAUUCGUUGCAUCAGCGCUGGGCCAAAUGAGAUGUCGCAUAUCCUCGAGCAACGCUACGAUCAUAUCUUCUACACUGGAUCAGGCAAUAUUGGUAAAAUCGUGCAUGCCGCGGCUGCCAAACAUAUGACUCCCGUGACACUCGAGUUGGGAGGGCAAGCUCCGGCUAUUGUCACUUCGAAGGCCAAUAUCGACUUGUCAGCUAAGCACAUCGCUGCCACCAAAUUCGCUAAUGCAGGCCAGAUCUGCCUUAAUGUCAACCACGUCAUAGUCGACCCCAACAUCCGCGAGGCCUUCGUGAACAGCCUGAUCAAGCACUUCGACACCUUCAUGGGCGGCCGCGACGCCAAACCCGAGUACUACACACACAUCAUCAACGAGCGCAACUUCGACCGACUCGACCGACUCCUAGUCUCAACACGCGGUGACAUCGUCUACGGCGGCCAACGCGACCGCGAGACCCGCUUCUUCGCGCCCACCAUCGUCACAGGCGUAAAACCAGAUGACAUUCUUCUUUCCGAAGAACUCUUUGGCCCAAUCCUGCCAAUCAUGGACGCAGACUUCGACUUUGCCCUUAAAUACACCAGCGCCGGUGAUAGACCCCUCGGUAUCUACGCCUUCACUGACAGCCAGGUUGAGAAAACCCGCAUCCUGGACGAGACUCAGUCCGGUGGCGUGACUUUUAACGAUUGCACACUGCAUGUCGCUGCGCGCGAUGCACCAUUCGGUGGUACCGGUCACUCCGGUCAGGGCUAUUAUCACGGUCCGUACGGUGUGCGUGAGUUCUCUCAUCUGAGGACGUAUGUGGAUGCCAUGCCGGCGUGGAUGGAGUGGCUCAUGGAUGCGCGGUAUCCGCCGUAUUCGGUCGAAAAAUUAAAUAAGAUGGCGCCGGCUGUGAAGGCGCCGUUUGACCGUGAGGGAAGAGAUACUUCGCGUGGGUUGACCAAGUGGGUUGUUGGUUUUGGGGCGUUGGUGUUGUCGGUGGCUGUUGUGUUGCCGCGACAGCAGGUUCAGGCGCUUGUUGCGCGGUUUGUGAGUCGGGAAUAA